AGUAAUUUUAUCAUACUAAGUAAAUUUACCUUUGGUUUGCCAAUCAUUUCCUUCAUUUUCCAGAUAACUCUUCAAAAUGAAUUCUAUCUUCAAACAUUAAAACCAAAACAACAACAAAACUCCCUCUCACCUCUUCUCAGCUUCUUUAGUGCUUACCACAGUGUUGAUAUUACAAAAGUACUGUGAGAAUUUCCUGUAUUGUGGUUCCUGGAACACGUUAGAAGCUUGUGAUUUUACUGCUUCUUAUUCGUACUGUAGUACAUGGCUCAUCAAUAGAUAAUUCCAAAACAUCAUUUAAAUACACAAUUUUUCAUUCUAUUUUUUUCUUGCUAAAUUCCUUCAUACUCAACUUUCAGAGUCUUUCAACUCCAGCUCAGCUCCAACAUUUCAACGCUGUUCUUUCUAAACAAGUACACGUCGUGCCUUCUCUACAUCGCUCUUGGAACAUAACUUCUCAUGGCAGUGUUUAAGGCCACUUUCUGGAGGCUGAUUUCUGGGACCUUAGGGAUAAUAUGCCUUUCGUUGAUGGCUACACUGGGAAUUUUACUAAAAAAUUCUUUUACUAAACUGAGUAUUGAGUCAGCAUUUACUCCAGGACCCAACAUAGAACUCCAGAAAGACUCUGACUGCUGUUCUUGCCAGGAAAAAUGGAUUGGUUAUCAAUGCAACUGUUACUUCAUUUCCAGUGAAUCUAAAACUUGGAAUGAAAGUAGGCAUCUCUGUGCUUCUCAGAAAUCCAGUCUUCUUCAGCUUCAAAGCAGAGAUGAACUGGCAUCAGGAUUUUAUGAGCUCCAGUCAACAAUUUUACUGGAUCGGACUCUCGUACAGUGAAGAACAAAACGCCUGGUUAUGGGAGAGUGGCUCUGCACUCUCCCGGCAUCUGUAAGUUUCUGCCAGUCAUUACCUGUUUUGCUCUUUAUGAAUUUGUCCUUAGAUGUGACUAGCAAAGGUCAGAUCCAGGAGAUCCAGGAGCACUGUAGCUGACAUAACCUUGUCUAGGGCAUGAAAAUACAGAAAAAGGAAAGGGUACAACAAAAUAACAGUUUUAGAUCCACCUAGAACAUCCAAGUUUAUGUUCAAGUGACAUAGUUAGUGUAUUUGUGGCCAUAAAAGAACUUUAACAUGUGCUUUUUUUUUUUUUUUUUUUUUUUUUGCCUUAGUACAAGCACUUGGCAGUAUAUGUGCAUGUACAGAUACUCAUAUACACAGAGGCAGUCCAGAUAAAACAGUAUAUCCAUUAUUUUAUCUAUUCCAGUAGACUCCAAUAUUCUCAGCAUCCUCUUGUAUUUUGUAUACUGUAGAUUUAUUUUCUGUAUAUGUGAACUUUUUGAAUCUCAUUUUCAUUUAUAAACAUGAGAUUUGCAACAUCACACAGGGACAAAAUUUAUGCUCUGGCUUGUUUCUGUUUCCCUAGACUAGAUUGGAUAAUACAUCUUGAACAAAAUAGAAGUGAAGCAUUUCACACAUUUAAACCAUUAAUGAGAACAGAAAAACAAAAAGGAAAAAUCCCUGGCCUCAGUGAUAUUGAUCAGCGAGAAAACAACUGGGUAUUUUGUAGCAUUACACUAGAGAAUCAUGAAAAUUGUGGUCACUGAAAAAGAAAAAAGGACUCGAUAUGUUAAUAUCUCACUCAAAUGCUUUUAAAGGUUACAUUAUUUAAUUGAAAACUUCCCUGUUCAUUCUCACUUCCUUUUUCCAUAUGUUAACAUUUUCUUCUUCAUUACAGAUUUCCAUUGUUUGAAACUUCUAAUCGAAAGAACUGCAUAGCAUAUAAUCCAAAGGGAAAUGCUGUAGAUGAACCAUGUGAAAUUAAAAAUCGUUUUAUCUGUAAGCAACAGGUCAUUUAAAUGUUUCUUGGGGCAGAGAAGGUGGAGAGUAGAGACCCAACAUUACUAAUAAUGAUACAUUCACCUGUUAUAUUAUUACAUAUUGUCUACUUCUAGAAUCUAUAAAUGUUUCAAAUAGUGUCUUAGACAGUUGUCAUAUAUGUGAAACAAUGUGUUUUACAAUUGAUGAAAUUUGUACAUCUACAUUUGAAAUUAUAAAGUUAAUAUAAAGAAUUUUGUAUUUUGA
Messenger RNA from Sapajus apella (tufted capuchin), 2073 nucleotides. RefSeq names its product killer cell lectin like receptor D1 (gene KLRD1). Lineage: Eukaryota; Metazoa; Chordata; Mammalia; Primates; Cebidae. The record is from RefSeq and is a predicted model, not a curated record. The transcript is spliced from 5 exons. The coding region runs from base 457 to 831 and encodes 124 amino acids. Gene Ontology annotation, biological process: stimulatory C-type lectin receptor signaling pathway; positive regulation of natural killer cell mediated cytotoxicity.